Nilaparvata lugens (brown planthopper) is the source of this 5348-nucleotide messenger RNA. Its product is annotated as lethal(3)malignant brain tumor-like protein 3. Gene Ontology annotation, cellular component: nucleus. Gene Ontology annotation, biological process: regulation of DNA-templated transcription. The transcript has 20 exons. Lineage: Eukaryota; Metazoa; Arthropoda; Insecta; Hemiptera; Delphacidae. Gene Ontology annotation, molecular function: zinc ion binding; protein binding. The record is from RefSeq and is a predicted model, not a curated record. Bases 162 to 4643 code for a protein of 1493 amino acids.
CAUCGCGCUAGUAAAUGACGUCAUUCAUACUGCCAUCUUGUAUAGGGAAAUAUUUCUGGCUAUUUUGUAGGCAGAGCAGUGCUUGUAGUGUGUAAAGAUGAACAGCGCGUUACCUUCCUGCUAUUUUAUUAAAAUUCUGUUUAGUUGAUAGCUCAAGAAUAAUGGAAAACGCCAACAGCUCACAACCUGCUAUGACGGGUACGGGGGCUGUCCCAAAUGUAACAAUCACACCCAAUGCUACCAAUCCAACGGUGGUUGGAACCAGUGAUGCCACCACGCCACGCCUAAUUCAACUGAAAGUCGCUCCUGCACCACCGACCGUGAUGACGUCACCAAGCCCCGCCCCUCCUCGUCCUCCCACCCCUCACUCGUCGAUUGUCGUCCCCUCCCCUACCCCCGCCGCAACCGGUCAGUCUAUCCCCUCAAUUGCUCAAGCCUCGCCCAUCACCAAUAUUCCCCGCGCCGCUCAAUCUACUCCCUCCAUUGUUCAAGCCCCGCCCACCUCCAAUAUUCCCCGCAUCUGCAAUUUGGGCCCGCUGAUCUAUUUGCAGGCGACCGGCGUGCCUAAGGGUGGUACGCCUGUUGUCAAUAGUGCUGUGGCUCAAGGUGGCAACACUACGACCAAUGCACCUGUACAGUUCACAAUGCCGCAGGUUUUUUCGGAAGCCGGCAAAUCUUCAAGAAAAAUGAUCGUGUCCAGUGCUAAGAAUUGGGUCCAACAAAACAGGAUAAUCACCGGCAACCCGCAAAUAAUCCACACAAAUAAUUCUCAGUCGAAUCAGGCGUUCGCCUACUUAGGAACACUAAUCAAACAGGGCGUAAAAGGCAAGGAAGCCACCAGUCAGAAGGUGCUUCUCACCCCCAUGCCCAACAAGUCCCCCCAAAUCGCCAUCCUGCCCCAAACCGAAAACCAGCCCCAUGGCAACAAAGCACCCAUGGCCAGUUUGAUCUUGCAGCAGGGGGCCAAUGUCCAGGGCAAGAUGACGGGGCUGAUUUUGGGCAGCCCCAACUCCAAUCCGGGGGGCAACAAGACUACCAGUUUGCUGCUCCCUGCUCCCCCCGGUGGUGCCCAGGGGAAAAAGAUUGCCAACAUUAAUAUACCGGGUAAGGCGAAUGUGAACGUUCCCAACAUUAUCCGACAGAAUGCGUCUGGCGGGAAAGCUUACAUACUACCACAGACAGGGAACUCUCCGGGGCUGAUUAUCCCUGGGAACCAAGUUGGCAAGCCUGGGGGCAACCAGGUUACAGGGCUGAUACUACCUAGCACCUCGUCUUCAGGUUUAAUUAUCCCGCCAAACAGUACAACCGGUUCUACCAACCUGACCAUACUUACCACCCAGCCCAGUAGUGCCAAUCAAAUGGGCGCCAGUCUGAUAAUCUCGAACCCAAACAGUGGCGGUGGCUUGCCUCCGGUGUCCGUGGUCACCAGUGGGGUCACCACUAGCGUGGCGGCAUCUGGUGGCGCAGCCGCCAACCAGGCCGCGGGAACCAAGAUGGCCGGCAUCUUUCUGCCCGUCUCCAUGGAGGUGCAGGGCAAGAACAAUUUGACGCAUCAUCUGACCAUAUCCAACGGCAAGAUUAGCGAGACUAGCACUUCUAUUACUAUGCCUGCGCUGAAAUCGCUGGGUAGUUACGGAGUGCCGGCGCUACAUCCGAUUGGCCCCAAAGACAGCGGCGGGGGCGGAAAUGGUGGACCAAGCAAGGCCUGUCGCAGUGUGCUCAAGAAGAACAACGAUUUUCCCUCCUCGUCCGACAAGCUGGUUAGUCAUACUGCCAUCAUUCUCUGUAAAAAGAAGAAAGACGAGUCGAAGGAAGAUGACCUGCUGUGUCAUGAGCAACCGGAUGUGCUGGACAUCUCUGACGACAAUGACAAGCCACCGGAAGUGAAUGCCGAGAUCAAACCGGAAGUGAUUGCCGACCGGAAGCCGUCCCUGGAUGGUGAAAUGGAGCCAGUCAGCAAGGUGGUCGAUCAUGAUCUCAACAAGGAAAAUACACUGCCGAACGUGAAAGAGGAGGAUGAGGGGAAGACUGAGUUGAGAAUCACUCCGCCACCCGAAGAUUUCGACCCCCUUAAGGUGCUGGAGUGGGACGCCAAGGGGGUGGGAAAACUACCCGGCAGUGACCUCAAGUUCAAAAUGAACGACCUUGGAAUGAUGGUAUUACACGAUGAAAAUGACACAAAACCAGAGACUGAAACUACUCCUCCCGCGCCCACGGUUGAGAAGAAGGAAGAGAAGAAACCCCAUAAAGAACCAGUGAAAGCAAGCAGCAAAACCAUUGAGGAGAUCUACUGUUGUGACAGCUGCGGCUGCUACGGUCUGUCGACCGAGUUCCUCGACCCGCAGUUCUGCAGUGUGGCCUGUCGCAAGUUCAUGCAGAUAAAGAGUACCUCGGCGGGAGGCGGUGGAGGCGGCAGCGGGGGCGGUAGCGGUGGCGGGGCGGCGACCAAGGGCGGCAAACACAAGACUGCCGAAGAGCUGCGAGAUCUCAAACUGCGCAAGAAACGGCGAAAGAUGAAGAUCUUGGAGCUGCGCCGAGAGGCUGCCGCCCUGCAGGGAGCAGAAGGGGUUGAAGGGGGAGACAAGAAGGAGAUCGAUUGGUUGAAGGAGUUUGUCGUCCUGAGGGCGAAAAAAGAGGCAGCUGCACAUGGCCCUAAACGAGGUUCCUCCUCUCAGAAUGGCGCCGGAGUGAAGCAAGAGGAAGGUGACGAGGAGGAGCUCCCCAAGGAUGGCGAGGAGAAGGGGGAAAGACGGACGUCACUGGAUGACGUCGCUAGUGACCAGGGUAGUCGUAGUGGCAGUGUGUCACCCACGCUUAGUGACAACUGUGAUAAUUUGUCGCUCAGUGACAAGAAGGCACAUUGGCUGUCUAAAACGGGCGAGUUCCUGUGGACGGUCUACCUGAACUGGCACAAGGCAAAGCCGGCGCACACAAAACUGUUCAAAGACCCCUUCCCCUAUCAGAAGAACGGCUUCAAGGUGGGCAUGAAGCUGGAGGGCAUUGACCCCUUGCACCAGUCCUACAUUUGCGUGUUGACCGUCGCUGAGGUCAGAGGUUUCCGCAUCCGGUUGCACUUUGACGGCUACCCGGAGAACUACGACUUUUGGACGAACGCCGAUUCGGCGGACAUCUUUCCGCCCGGCUGGUGCGAGAAGAACGGUCACCGCCUCCAGCAUCCGCGCGGGUACACCAACAACAGCUUCAACUGGACCGUUUAUCUCAAACAGUGCAAGGCACAGGCUGCACCUAAGACGCUAUUCGCUAGUCGACAUACUAACCCGGUGACACCAAACCAGUUCCGCGUGGGCAUGAAGGUGGAGGCGGUGGAUCGGCAGCACGACGGUAGCAGCGCGACAGAGGACACCGGUCAGCUGGUGUGCGUGGCGACGGUGGCCGACAUCAUUGACGGCAGCCGACUGCUCAUCCACUUUGACAGCUGGAACGAGAUCUACGACUACUGGGUCGAUCCCAGUUCGCCCUACAUACAUCCGGUCGGCUGGUGUCAGGAGAACGGGCAUGAGUUGUCGCCGCCCCACACGUACAAAUCGUCGCAACCGUUCUCGUGGGACACGUACCUCAAGGAGACGAAGUCUGUUGCGGCGCCAGCGCGCGCUUUCAAGACGCGGCCACCGACCAGUUUCAGGGUGGGCAUGCGCCUGGAGGCGGUCGACAGACGUGCGCCCCACCUGUUGCGUGUGGCGAGUGUGGGCGCAGUCAGGGCGCAUCAGAUCAGGUUGACCUUUGACGGAUUCCCGGAUGAAUUCGGGUAUUGGGUGGACGAUGAUUCGCCCGAUAUACAUCCGGUGGGAUGGGCCAGUAAGACUGGGCAUCCGUUGGAGCCGCCUCCUAGUGCGACCAGCGACGAAACGAUCAGUUGUCCAACGGUAGGCUGCCGCGGUGACGGCCACUCCAAGGCGGGCACCAUGCUCACCCGCCACGAGUUUGUCGCGCACUGUCCCUACACCCCCGCCAACCUGAAUCGGCCCACCCUGCUCGCCGAUCGCUUCAACAUAUCCAAGAACGACAUUUUCGAGGUGCCAGAGAUCACUUCCAAGCCGAAAAGUUCUAGAGAAUCGAGGGAAUCAAGCGUAACCACUGAUGGCAACAAAGGCAGCUAUGACGGUGACAGUGGAGAUGAGAACAACGGUAGAAGGAGUGUGACAUCCAACGAAGAUGAUUCCAGGUCUAGAACUCGUCAUUCCAAUCACUCGAAUGAAAGUAAAAAAGGGAAGAAAAGGAAACUGGAAAAAGCAGAAGACGAUCCGUCGACUGCCGGCGGACAACUGAAGAAGCUCCGCCAAGAGCUGAUCGAAUCCGUUCUGAGACCCGGCUACCAGGUGGGCGGCGUUGGUGGAAUGGUGGUGGGUGAGGAGCAGAGCGCCUAUUGGUCGAGGCAUUCGUCCUUGGUGAAGGUGACAGCUGAGGUGCGCGACAAUCCUGCGCAGUGGACGGCCAAACAGGUUGCGGCGUUUCUCAGCACAGUUCAUCCGGGCAAGAGCAAGGUGUUUGUCGAUCAGGAAAUUGAUGGAGAGGCCCUACUCAUGCUCUCGCAGUCUGAUUUGACGUCACUCCUGGGGUUCAAGUUGGGUCCAGCCAUCAAAAUUUACAACGUCAUUACCAUUUUGAGACAAAAAGUAUUCUAAGACACAAAAAUGACAUUGAAUUUUUAAAUUGUGAUAAACCGUGUUUAUGAGUCUAUGAAAUAUUGCCUACCUCUCGAAGGUAAUUAUAUUUAUUAUUUAUAGAUGUAAUAUUCAAAAAAGCUGUACAGUAAAUGUAAAAAAUGUAAAUUUGUUAAUAAGAAUCAGUUUUGUAAUAUAUUUCAUUUAUUUUUUCUACUUCAUAAUGUUAUCAUUAUAUAUAUUUUGUAUUUUUCACCAGUUGAACUUUGAAAGUGCUUUCACUUCGAGAAGUGCUUUUUGUAGUGGUGCUGUUCAACUUGAUGUAUUACUGACAAAAAUUGUUAGUCAGUAAUUAAUAAUAAUUAUUUUGUUGAAGUAAGAUUUAUUUUAUUGUUACACAAGUACAAAUCAUACAAUAAUGUGUUUUCUCGUUCAUCUACACUGGUUUGAAAAAUAUUCCACUACGGUACUUUCAAAAAUUGGUAUGAUUUACCUUGCUAAAUAUAUUAUUUACAUUAUAUUAUAUCUGAUUAUCUUAUUUAUUUACUGUUUCGAAUAAACAUCAACCCUUGUUACACGAAAUAUUUUAAUGAUCAAGUCUCAAUAGAUUAAUGUUGAUUUGUUAUUCAACUGGUUCUAUUCAUUAGAAUUAUUAUUUUAUUUCCAAAGAAAUGGAUAUCAACGGCAAUAAAGAAAUGCUCCACAAAUGGCAUUUGAUAAAAAAUA